AUGAUAAUUAGAGCAGAUAAUGUCAAGUCCUUUGUAAACAAGGAUGUACUCGAUAUGCUCCGCCAAUACAACAUAAGACUUCAUACAUCGACCCCUUACUACCCAAAGGGAAAUCGGAAAACUGAGGAGACAAACAAGACGCUCAUCCGAAUCCUCAAAAGGACAGUGCAUGAUCACCAUAGAGAGUGGCACGACCAGUUGUCGUUGGCACUCUGGGCAUACAGAAUCUCGAAGCGUGGCUCCACCGGAGCGUCACCCUAUUCACUAGUCUACGGAGAAGACGCGAUACUGCCGGCAGAGAUAGCAAUUCCAUCGGCAAGAGUAGCGAUGGACAACCACAACACGCCGGAUGAGCUAAGUCGUUUCGCCCGCCUGGAUACAAUAGAAGAACGGAGAGCACAAGCGGAACGAUUCGCAGAAGCUUACAGGAAGCGCGCAACCAAUUAUUAUAACCAGAGCGUGAAGGAGAGCACUUUCAAGGUGGACGACUUAGUAUUAAAAAUCGCCCCUCACGUACAAAGAAAUGCCAGCGCCGGUAAGUUUGCUGCAAACUGGGAAGGCCCGUUCAAAAUAAUAAAAGUAGCAGAAAGCGGAUACUAUAAGCUUAGGCGCAUGGAUUGA
Messenger RNA from Papaver somniferum (opium poppy), 621 nucleotides. RefSeq lists its product as uncharacterized. Gene Ontology annotation, molecular function: nucleic acid binding. The record is from RefSeq and is a predicted model, not a curated record. The coding region runs from base 1 to 621 and encodes 206 amino acids. Gene Ontology annotation, biological process: DNA integration. The transcript has a single exon. NCBI's taxonomy places the organism in Eukaryota, Viridiplantae, Streptophyta, Magnoliopsida, Ranunculales, Papaveraceae.